Messenger RNA from Striga hermonthica, 567 nucleotides. NCBI's taxonomy places the organism in Eukaryota, Viridiplantae, Streptophyta, Magnoliopsida, Lamiales, Orobanchaceae. The record is from the annotation of a GenBank genome assembly.
AUGAAGAAAGUAUUUGGGUUGAGGAAAGAUAAGGAACCCUCUCCAUCCAUUCGAGAUACCUCCGAUCAGAUUUCUAAACGAGGUGAUAGUAUCGGAGAAAAGAUUAAGAAACUUGAUGCUGAACUAGCCAGAUACAAAGAGCAGAUGAAGAGGGUCCGGCCAGGUCCUGCCCAAGAAGCUGUCAAAGCUAGAGCCAUCAGAAUCCUUAAACAAAAAAGAACGUAUGAAGCUCAACGUGAUAUGCUGUACAAUCAGACAUUAAAGCUAGAUCAAGCCUCAUUUGCUGCUGAUGAGCUAAAAGAUGCACAACAAACACAACCCCUAGGGCAAAGUUCGCGACUUGUGACACGAAGCUUAUUCUUGGGUUUGAGAGUGAAGAGAAUACUUGCUUACAUCCCGGCUUUGCCAUCAGCACCAUCCGGGCUUGGUCUGGUUCCAGAUGGAAAAACAAAUUUUAAGAGUGCCUUGAUUUGGUGCCGCUCUCGUGGCCCGCACCGAAACAGUGCUUUACCCCUAGAUGUCCAGUCAACUGUUGCGCCUCAACGCAUUUCGGGGAGAACCAGCUAG